AUGCCCUUCAUGGCCCCUGCUCAGCGGAAAGGUGUCACGCAUUUAUUCACACCUAAACUGACUGCUUUCGAACACACACCCAAAGCUUCAGACUCGGACCCUCAGAACAUUGUCGUCUUCAUUGGUGGUCUAUCUGAUGGUUUACUCACUGUACCAUAUCCAUCAUCAAUCUCAGAUGCAUUACCAGCAGGUUGGAGCCUUGCUCAAGUUCUUCUAAGUUCCGCGUAUAUUGGAUGGGGUAUCUCCUGCCUCAAGAAUGAUGCCCAGGAACUAUCUCAAUGUGUUGCCUAUUUCCGAACCAUCAAAUCAGGCAAGAUUGUCUUGAUGGGACAUUCUACUGGUUGUCAAGAUGUCAUGGAAUACCUAACAGGACCCGGACACAAAACAAACACUCCAAUUGAUGGAGGUAUUAUCCAAGCUUCAGUAAGCGAUCGUGAAGCUUUGGGUCAGGAAAUGGAUGCAAAUGUUCUUAAAAAUAGCAUCGCCCUAGCACAAAAAAUGGUUGAUGCUGGUGAUGGUGAAGAAAUCUUACCAUCUAGUGCUACGGAAGGAUUCUUCCAAUCGCCUGUGUGUGCAAGGAGAUGGCUCUCGUUAACAAGUCCAAAUCAUGAUGGGGAUGAUGAUUAUUUCAGCUCUGAUCUUACGGACGAGCAACUGAAAAAGACUUUUGGAAGCUUGGCCGCUAGGAGCCCGUUGUGCAUUUUAUACUCUGGAAACGAUGAAUAUGUUCCGAAAUAUAUUGAUAAAGAGGCCCUAGUAAAACGAUGGAUUGAUAUUGUGAAGAAAGGAGGUGGAAAGGUUGAUGAGGAGAAUUCUGCCGUUCUACCGGGUGCUACACAUAACUUGUCGAAAAGUCCUGAAGUUGUGCCAGAGUUGGUAAAGAGAGUCUUGGGGUUCUUGAAGGGUUUGUCCUCACAAUCUCAUUUGUGA
Sclerotinia sclerotiorum 1980 UF-70 is the source of this 930-nucleotide messenger RNA. RefSeq lists its product as hypothetical. The record is from RefSeq and is a predicted model, not a curated record. The transcript has 2 exons. Bases 1 to 930 code for a protein of 309 amino acids. Lineage: Eukaryota; Fungi; Ascomycota; Leotiomycetes; Helotiales; Sclerotiniaceae.